ACCUCUUCUCCUUCCUUGCUUUAUUUCUUGACAAAUAUGGAGUUACAUGGUUCUUGCCACUGUGGAAAGACUUCGUUUGACGUGAUAUCUCAGACACCUGUACCCUUUAUGCAUUGCUACUGUUCUAUCUGUCGAAAAUGCCAAGGUGGUGGAGGAUAUGUUGUCAACAUUAUGGGGCUGUAUAAAACACUGAAACUCCAUGGAGAGGAAUACAUGAAGACGUACCAAGCUGUACUCGAUAAGAGCGUUCCUGUCGAGCAGCAAGAAUUAUGUGGCAACAUUCGCUACUUUUGCGGUGAAUGCGGUUCUCAUCUAUUUGCUUAUGAUAAACAAUGGGCAGAGUGGUGUUAUCCUUACGCCAGUGCUAUUGACACCGACCUACCCGUUCCUAAACCUGAGGAUAUCCAUCGCCUUAUGUUAAACAAGAAGAGCAAAUGCAACUGGGCCGACACACCUCCUGUCGACAAUAAGCGCAACUUCUCUGAGUACCCCAAUACUUCUUUAGAGGAUUGGCACAAGAAGAAUCAUCAAUUUAUUGAACGAAAAUAGCAACGACGGGAGUGAGGAUAAUUUGGAAGCAAGGGAUGAAUAGGAUGAGGAAAAGAAUGUAUGUUGUGAAGACCAUGAUGUGCGUGGGGUUUACUGCAUAGAAAUCGAAUGUGUACACGUAGUAAUUGGGUAUAUGUUGAACGUAGUUUGGGAGGGAUCCUAGCCGUAAGAUGAGGAUCCAAGGAAUAAAAAGAUAAAAAACCACAAACAGAGCCAGAAAUGAAUUAUUACUUGAACAAUG
Umbelopsis ramanniana AG is the source of this 790-nucleotide messenger RNA. RefSeq lists its product as uncharacterized. Bases 37 to 549 code for a protein of 170 amino acids. Gene Ontology annotation, molecular function: carbon-sulfur lyase activity. Lineage: Eukaryota; Fungi; Mucoromycota; Umbelopsidomycetes; Umbelopsidales; Umbelopsidaceae. The transcript has 5 exons. The record is from RefSeq and is a predicted model, not a curated record.